This is a messenger RNA of Loa loa (African eye worm), 1560 nucleotides long. RefSeq lists its product as hypothetical. Lineage: Eukaryota; Metazoa; Nematoda; Chromadorea; Rhabditida; Onchocercidae. The transcript is spliced from 9 exons. The record is from RefSeq and is a predicted model, not a curated record. Bases 12 to 1358 code for a protein of 448 amino acids.
AUUUUUAGAAUAUGAUGAUAGAUUCGUCGCGAAUGUCUUUUAUUUAUGGUUUUUUGUUUGGUAGGACGAUUCAGAGCAUAUCACUGGCAACCAAAUUAAGCCUUCGCCGAAAGAAUCGUCAGUACUGCACUAAAAGCCAAAUUGCUGUAAAGAUACCCUUUGCUUUGCUGCCUUCAUAUCGAUUGAUCGCAAAAUCUGAAAAUAACAACAUAUUUUUACGCCUUUUAUUGGAAUUAGAAUUGCUAUAUGGAGCUGCUGAAGCGAGAUUACCGACUUAUUUCACGGAUAGCGACUGGGUCAAAUACAUCCAAAUGACUAGUGUUAUCGAAAGAUGCUGCUACUUGUAUCAGCUUUAUGAAAGUAGGAAAGAAAUUGAAGGAAAACAUAAAAUGAAGAUGCAUCGAGAAGUGGAAAUUACUCAUAAGGGAGACUUUCAUAUCAACACUCUUUAUUACUUCGAAAGAGAAGAUUUCAGAAGAUUUGCUUACGAAGCAUUCGGUUGUCGAUUACUAGCCGCAUGGCGCUGUAAAGAUUCGUUCCCGCCGUUGCUAGUUGAUUGUCGUUAUCUAGCCGAUUUGAAUCAUCCGACACAAAGAACUUUAGUAAAACAGAUAAAAGAUUUGGUGCUCGACAAUAGCUUGCAGCGAAGUCCAUUUCCGGUCGUUUUUGUAAAUUACCAUACUACGAUUAACAUCGCUGAAGAGGUUGUGAGUUCAUGGCUUCGGAAGCGCUGUUUGCCAAAAUAUCGCCCGUCUACUGCUAAUGGAAGUGAAGAACUUCCCGAUGAGAAAGGUGAAAAAAGAAUAAAGGAUCGUAUUUGUGCUCCAUUUGUUCCUAUUGUUACAACAGCCACAGUUCGUGAAUGCCUCGGCUGCACUAAUCCCGAAGAAAUUGCUUACAUCAACCCACGAGCUGCAGAAUAUUUACCAUCUCCGCUUUCGAAAUAUAAAGCAUUCGUGUUGUGUGCCACUCCGGACAACAAAUUAAUAAAUUCUGCUUUUCAAGCGGCCAGAACUGAGCAGUUAAACUCUUAUAAACUGCCCAUCACUAAAUUUUUGAAUCUGGGACAAACAGCGGUCACGAUGCCUCUAAAGAUUACAGCAAAUAUAAUUCGUGACGUCUACGCAAAUAGUUGCGAAUGGAGGACAGCAUUCGAGAAUCAUAUACCUUAUUUCAAUAUUUUAGCUAAUGAUAUGUAUAAAAAUCACAACGACGACAGAGAUACUCUUCAAGUUAUAGGACAAUGGCUUUCGGAUGCUGAACGAAGAGGGAAACGGAGAAGAAAGUUCGUUCAUGCAUAUAGCCGGGAAGAACGAAGAGCAGCACAAACGGCACUUGCAGAACAGAACCUGUCUUAGUUCAAUUACAAGUGAUCAGUGUUCAUUCAUAUCCAAAGUAUGAAUACCAAGACUGCGAGAUCUAAAGAAAUAUGAAAUGAGCAGAAAAUAAAACCAAGGUAAUUUCAUAGAUUUCAUACCUCUGUCGUCAAUUUGCGAACUCUUUUAACUCGCUUCCCAGGAAAUCUCUUUUUAGAAAUAGCAUGACUCCAGUUUAUAUUGC